Molecule: messenger RNA, 1167 nt
Organism: Nematocida homosporus
Lineage: Eukaryota; Fungi; Microsporidia
Exons: 1
Coding region: 1-1167 (388 amino acids)
Biological process (GO): regulation of transcription by RNA polymerase II
Molecular function (GO): RNA polymerase II cis-regulatory region sequence-specific DNA binding; DNA-binding transcription factor activity, RNA polymerase II-specific
Source: RefSeq, a predicted model, not a curated record
AUGCUUAAGAGUAUGUUCAUUGAGAGCAUGAAUCAGCCGAUUACUAAUUGGCUUAACUUAAACUAUGUUGCCUGCAAGGAUGGAUCUAUUCCUCGUUGUAUUAUAUACCAACACUAUUGCGAGGACUUUAAGAAAGAAGGAAUUAUGCCCUUAAACACGGCCAUGUUUGGCAAGGUAAUUAAAAUGACCUUUCCCUCGAUUCGUAGCCGGCGGUUGGGUAACCGUGGCAAUUCGAAGUACCAUUACUUUGGUGUUGCUGCUCGGAAUGUGGCUCCGGCUGGGUUUGUCCCUGAGGAAACUCUGUCCGAGGCCGCCUUUUUGAAGAAAUAUGAGUCUGUCCAUAAGACGGUUCUAGACCAGUUCUUGGAGAAUGACUAUGUAUUGGCCUACCAAGAGAUGAAGACUUUUUGGUGCGAAGUAUUGCCAAGUUUUGGUAGUAGUAAGUCUUUAGAGUACGGCUGUAUUGGGAUAGAGAGGGGGUUCUUUGAGGCCUUGGCCAAAAGGUGCCUGGCUGAUGUUAAUGCUUCUGGCCGGCCGAUUUCGGCUUUGAAGACGGCGGCGAAGACUAUUGCGGUUCUUUGUAAGCAGAUUGUUGGGAUAAGUAGCAAUAAGGCAGUGGUGGCUCGUAUGGAGAGCUAUAAACAGCGAGCUAUGGCUCUGAAUAGUUUGGGGAAUUUGUACCGCUGUGCCUCUGUUUUAGAGGAGAAGCACGCCUUGCGGGACUCUUUAGAAGAGUUUCUCUUCUUCCUGGACUCGGGUGUUUCCUUGUUACAGGAGUGCGUGCCUUUGGAAAAGUCUCACUUUCUGCACAGCUCAGGCCGAACUCUAAUCUCCUUCUACGUGGCUUCGGCCUCUUUCCAGGAAUUUGCUGGCGGCCUAGGUGAUAUGCUGGCAGCUCUGCUCAGGAAGAAGGAAAGAGUGCAUUAUGCCGAAAUAGAAAAGUACUUUACAGAAAUGAUCCAAGAAGUAGCAGCCUCUUCUCUUUGUUGUCUUGAUUUAUCUUCAGCUAUUUGUGCCUUCUUCUCGGAGUACUUUGGUCUACUGGCCAACGGCCUGGCUUUCGCUGAGAUUUUCCAGAAGCGAGAGAUGGCUAAGUGCCCAGCACCUACUUCUCCCCCUAAGGAGUCCGUCUCCUUUGUAUCACAGAUCAUUACUAGCACAGACUAA